This is a messenger RNA of Orbicella faveolata, 312 nucleotides long. RefSeq names its product histone H4. The record is from RefSeq and is a predicted model, not a curated record. NCBI's taxonomy places the organism in Eukaryota, Metazoa, Cnidaria, Anthozoa, Scleractinia, Merulinidae. Gene Ontology annotation, cellular component: nucleosome. Gene Ontology annotation, molecular function: DNA binding; protein heterodimerization activity; structural constituent of chromatin.
AUGUCUGGACGUGGUAAAGGCGGAAAAGGUUUAGGCAAAGGAGGCGCAAAGCGACACAGAAAAAUCUUGCGCGAUAACAUUCAGGGCAUUACCAAGCCAGCUAUAAGACGCUUAGCAAGGAGAGGUGGUGUGAAGAGGAUAUCAGGCCUCAUUUACGAAGAAACUCGCGGAGUUCUCAAAGUCUUCCUAGAGAACGUGAUCCGAGACGCCGUAACCUACACCGAACACGCCAAACGUAAAACUGUCACCGCUAUGGACGUUGUAUACGCUCUGAAACGACAAGGGCGCACAUUGUACGGAUUCGGCGGCUGA